UCUGAACAACCCAAGUCUACGAGCUUCGCACCUGCAAGCUUAAUCGCUUAAAAGCAUCCUUUUGUUUUCUAUCUUUCACACACACAACCACACACACAUUCACAAUGGCUGAAUCAACCACCAUCUCCAACACGGAGAAUGUGCGUUCUUGUCUCAUUGCUACCUUGCAAGAUGUUUCUUGAACCGCAUUGCGGUUUUAAGGAAAUCUUAUACUGACUGAUGCGCUGGCAACAGCUCAUGAAGUACAUGUCCCUCGACCAGCGGGGUAACGUCCAGGCUGAGUACAUCUGGAUCGAUGCCACCGGUGGCACUCGUUCCAAGACCAGGACUCUGUCCAAGUCCCCCAAGUCCGUUGAUGAACUGCCCGAAUGGAACUUCGACGGCUCCUCCACCGGCCAGGCCCCCGGUGACAACUCCGAUGUCUACCUCCGCCCCGUUGCUAUCUACCCCGACCCCUUCCGUCUCGGUGACAACAUCCUCGUCCUUUGCGAGACCUGGGACUCCGAUGGAACCCCCAACAAGUUCAACCACCGCCACGAGGCUGCCCGUCUGAUGGAGGCCAACGCCAAGGAGGAGUUCUGGUUCGGUCUCGAACAGGAGUACACCCUCCUCGGUACCGAUGGCUGGCCCUACGGCUGGCCCAAGGGUGGUUUCCCCGGUGCCCAGGGCCCCUACUACUGUGGUGUCGGUACUGGCAAGGUCUAUUGCCGUGACAUCGUCGAGGCUCACUACCGUGCAUGCUUGUACGCUGGUAUCAAGAUCUCCGGUAUCAACGCCGAGGUCAUGCCUUCCCAAUGGGAGUACCAGGUCGGCCCUUGCCAGGGUAUUGACAUGGGUGACGAGCUCUGGAUGUCCCGCUUCCUCCUCCACCGUGUCGCAGAAGAGUUCGGCGUCAGAAUCUCCUUCGAGCCCAAGCCCAUCAAGGGUGAAUGGAACGGAGCCGGUCUCCACACCAACGUCUCGACCGCCUCCACUCGUGCUGACGGUGGCAUGAAGGCUAUUGAGUCCUACAUGAAGAAGCUCGAGGCCCGCCACGUUGAGCACAUUGCCGUUUACGGUGAGGGUAACGAGGAGCGCCUGACUGGUCGUCACGAGACCGGCAACAUCGACAAGUUCAGCUACGGUGUUGCCGACCGUGGUGGCUCCAUCCGUAUCCCCCGCCAGGUCGCCAAGGACGGCAAGGGUUACUUCGAGGACCGCCGUCCCGCCAGUAACGCCUGCCCCUACCAAAUUACUGGUAUCAUCGUGGAGACUCUUUGCGGUGGCAACUAAGUGCGUCUAGCACAUUUACUCCAAAUGUGAAAAACAUUUCAUCUUAGCGCUCGUAUACCCUCCGGCUUCGACAUGGAGUCAGAUUGCGAUGCAGCCUGGUCAUGGGAGAGCAAACUAUAGAAUUUCUCUUCUUCUUUUCUCUCUUCAUGAUGGUACUUCGGAGUUUCUUCCGAACCCUCUCUCGUGUGCCAGCGCCUGUUGAUGCAUUCGUUGUCCUGUUGCUGGUCUUGCAUGUUUCUUUCUUACCUUGGGUUAUGUGUUACGUAUGGCAUAGAGGACUGAUACUCGGAGGAGAACCGACGACGGUCUUUUUGAAAUUGAAACUGGGGAUGAAACUGGAAGGAUCAAAUAGCUUUGAGGCCGGAACCACGGUCAGUAUUAUAGUGUUCAAAUAAUCAAUCGUUACGAAUAAGCACAUCCUCAGGAUGUGAACAUG
This is a messenger RNA of Aspergillus brunneoviolaceus CBS 621.78, 1708 nucleotides long. RefSeq names its product glutamate--ammonia ligase (gene glnA). Gene Ontology annotation, molecular function: glutamine synthetase activity. The record is from RefSeq and is a predicted model, not a curated record. Gene Ontology annotation, cellular component: cytoplasm. NCBI's taxonomy places the organism in Eukaryota, Fungi, Ascomycota, Eurotiomycetes, Eurotiales, Aspergillaceae. The coding region runs from base 220 to 1272 and encodes 350 amino acids. The transcript is spliced from 4 exons.